AUGGAUGCACGUCCGACAUGGAACUGGUCCUCUGUAGGGGACACCUCUGCUCAGCAACAUCCGGCGGAACCUCACCCGGCAGAACCUGAAGCACGGCGGCCAGACACGACACCACGCCCCGAGCCCCGAGCCGCGCCUAGAAACAGGCGUUAUGGCACGCGCACGUGUCGUAUCUGUCUCGACACCGAAGAGCCCAAGUUUCCUCCCGAGCCGACCACCACGUUUGGCAUUGCUACGUCGUCGUCUCGACCGACCUACGUGUCCGAUGAUCCGGAACUGGGCCGAUUGCUAUCACCAUGCAAGUGUAAGGGUUCGCAGAAAUACGUCCACGAAGGAUGUCUCAACGCUUGGAGACUCGCAAAUCCAAUGGAGGCGAGGAAUUACUGGCAAUGUCCGACCUGCAAGUUCACGUAUCGCAUCUCUCGACUACACUGGGGUUCAGCCUUGAGCAGCAAGUGGGCCCAGGUCGGCUUGACUGUCCUCUUCUGCAUCAUGAGCAUCUUCAUCCUUGGAUUCAUUGCCGAUCCCCUCUUUGACCUCUGGUCCGACCCAAUUGGAACCAUUGGCGAGACUGUCACAAGCGUGGUAACAGAUAUCGAAGCCCUGAAGCCACCUCCACCGUCAGAGCCCACGUCAUGGAUUGAGCACUUCACCAAGGGCUUCUUCUCUCUGGGCAUCGUUGGUUUGUUCAAGACCAUGAUUUCCGUCAACCCGUUCCACUGGUGGCAACUGCGAAACAGCGGCAUGGCAGGCGGCGGCAGAAGACAGGGGACUGGCCGGAAUCGCGUCGAAAACAUUAACCUGAUAUUUGUACUCAUUGGCGCAGCCACUUUCCUGAUGGGUAUCUGGAAAGGUGUUCAGAAGUUGAGUGCUCGCGUGCUCAAGAAUGUGAGCGACAGAGUUCUCGAUGUUGGGGAAGACGACGAUGAUGAAGAAGGGGACAAUGCCAACGACGGGCCGAGCCAAGAGAGUAAGAAAGAUCAAUGA
Messenger RNA from Fusarium keratoplasticum, 987 nucleotides. RefSeq names its product RING-CH-type domain-containing protein. The transcript has a single exon. Gene Ontology annotation, molecular function: zinc ion binding. The coding region runs from base 1 to 987 and encodes 328 amino acids. Lineage: Eukaryota; Fungi; Ascomycota; Sordariomycetes; Hypocreales; Nectriaceae. The record is from RefSeq and is a predicted model, not a curated record.